AAAAAAAAAAAAAAAAAAAAAGGCGAAACCCAGAGAAAGGGUAUAUAUUCUUAAGUACAUCCACGAUUCCCGACAAACCAACAACCAUGACCAGCCUCACUCGUGCGUUCACCAAGCGCCACAAGCGUCCCGAGGUGUCUGCUCCUAUGCCCUACCGCGAGGGUCAAGUCAAGUUUUCGUCGGGCACGAUUAAACGGGGAAAGAUUUCGGGUCCUGUGCAAUUGGUUUCGACUACCAACAUGCUGGCUUACAAUGCGCCCGAUCUGGGCUCUACAACAUCAUCGUCAUCCUCGUCCAUACGAUCGCCAGACGACUCGGAGAUGUCGUUCUCCCAGCAGAGCUUCGGAACGCCCAUUACUUCGCCAGAUGACUCAUCCCGGGAUGUCUCGCCAAUCGAGCCGAAUCAAGCAUCAUAUUUUCCCAAGCAACAGUUUAUUCCCAAGCGAUCGGCGACAACAAUCAGUCACACUCGGUCAUCCACUUCGACUACUUCUUCUACAGAUGCACCAAUGGUCCCAAGACGGGCGCUGUCGCAUACCAAACGGUCGCAUCAGGAAUUGGCCCGGCAGCGCUCGCUGUCGAGGCUAGAUCCCCCGCCGCUGAAUGUCUCUCGCACCCCCUCAGUUCGUCAAGCACCCGAUCCGUCCUUCAAGACGGAAGCGCAUCCAUUUGGCAAGGAACUCGAGCAGGUGAAUGAGGUGGCGGAAGAGUUUGGUGGCACCACCCGGCGAUUUGACGAAGAAGAAGCCGUUCUGUUCAGCAAGGGCCUCAGAAAAUUCACCGUGGACGAUUAUCUCGUCGAGGUGAAUGACCUGUACGGAAGCAUCUUCGACGACCAGCUGGGACCAAUCAGUGUUGCUCAUUGGCUGUGAAUCGUCGGAUUUGUUUCGUUGUGACGAAAUCGGAAUGUCGCUCAAUACGGAAGAGGAGAACAGGCUAUUUUCCCUUUCUGUCAGGCGUCAUAAUUGUACACCACCGUGUGAUUUUCCACUCGUUUCUCAUUUGUACAUGCUAUUUAUGCUAUUUAAUUGUUCUGUUUUCGUUUUGUUAUAUACCAUUUGGGUACUUGAUUGAUUACCCCUGCGUUUGUUAUCGGAUCGGUGGCCUUUUCUGUUUUUGCUAUUUAUCAACGGGACUACGGAACAUUUACGAGACAAGAUAUCUGGUGUGAAUGGAAUGGAUUGAAUUAUAUUGAAGUCAUAAUACUCCGUAGUGAAGUCG
Molecule: messenger RNA, 1221 nt
Organism: Aspergillus glaucus CBS 516.65
Lineage: Eukaryota; Fungi; Ascomycota; Eurotiomycetes; Eurotiales; Aspergillaceae
Exons: 1
Coding region: 87-872 (261 amino acids)
Source: RefSeq, a predicted model, not a curated record